This is a messenger RNA of Closterium sp. NIES-65, 1005 nucleotides long. The record is from the annotation of a GenBank genome assembly. NCBI's taxonomy places the organism in Eukaryota, Viridiplantae, Streptophyta, Zygnematophyceae, Desmidiales, Closteriaceae.
AUGUCGUCCCUCUCCGGUCUGACCACUUCAGCCGGGCAGGCGCGGCUCGUGUUCGUCGGACACCGAGGCGUCGGGCAGAACCGACCUCCCCCAUUCGCUACCCCGGCGCCGGAAACAGCGUCCGCGGGAACAGGAGGUUGUAGAGCCUCGCCGGACAUUCGAGAGAACACGGUUCUGUCGAUGAACCGCGCAGCAAAACUGGGGGUAGAUUUUGUGGAGUUCGACGUUCAGGUGACUAAGGACGGCGUCCCUGUCAUCUUUCACGAUAAUCACAUCCUCACUGCUGACGGGCUGGAUUGCAAGAUCUCCGACCUCACACUCUCUGAGUUCCAGGCAAUCGGGCCGUCCCAGACCCCUGGAAAGAUGGGCAGGCAGCUCAUCAGGAGACGCAGGGACGGAAGCGCGUACACGUGGGUGGCGGAAGAGGAGGACGCGAUGCCGACCCUGGUUGACCUGUUUGACCGCGUUGACCCCGCCAUAGGGUUCAACGUGGAGGUCAAAUUCGCUGCUGACGACUCCAAGGAUGCCGGCGGCCCUGCUGAGAUUGACAGAAUCCUCUCUGCCUUGCUCCCUGUGGUGGAUUCGCACUGUGGGUCGCGCCCGCUCUUCUUCUCCUCCUUCAUGCCUGAUGCAGUCGUGGAACUGAAGAAGAGGCAAUCCACACACCAGGUCCUCUUUCUGACAGUGGGAUGCGGCAGCUUCAGUGAUGAGAGAAUGAACUCCGUGCAAGCUGCUGUGGCUCACUGCAAGGCCCAUGGCCUAGCUGGCGUGGUCUCUGAAGUGAAGACCCUUCUUGCCGAUUCAUCCACCAUUCAAGCAGUGAAAGACGCGGGCCUGCUGCUCUUCUCCUAUGGCACCACCAAUGAUAACGUGGAUGCAGCCCAUUUCCAGCAGUACCAUGGGGUGGAUGGCAUCAUUGUUGAUGACGUGGAGGGCAUGGCAAAUCAUGUGCUGAAUGUUACACCAGAAGAUCUUCGACCACCAUUUGGUAAAUUUGGGGUAUGA